CCCACUGGUUCCAACUAACUGCUCUGCCCUCACACAGGAGAAUAGGAGCUCAGGGGAGAGCAGGUUUUCUCUCUGUAGGAAGAUCUGUUUAAAGAGAAGAAGCAGAAGAAGAAGAAGAAGAGAGGGGAGAGCCCUGUCCCCCCCCCUGGCCUGGAGAUGCACUAGGUUAUCCAGAGGACAAAUGAGUUGUCAUCAUAAACCAUUUUUCUCUGAUAUGGAUUCAUGCCGCAUCUCCUGGCGCUUACUGAGCUGAGAGGAUUGUUAGGAAGAGAAGACACUGCUGGAGUUCACACUGCAGUGGCCUGAGGGCAGGUAAACUGACCGGCAGACAAACAAACGAGUGCAGGAUGGAGAAAGCAGCAGAGGAUGGAGAGAAAAUGACCAGCCAGCAGGCUCUGUGUGACCCUGACCAGAAGAACAGAAAAAGGGGCCUUUCGACUCUCAAAUUGUUUAUUGUGGCGCUGUCCUUCGCCUGCUUCUCCAAGGCUCUAACAGGAACCUACAUGAAAAGCUCUAUCACUCAGAUUGAGAGACGUUUCGAUCUCUCCAGCAUGCACAUUGGACUCAUAGAUGGCAGUUUUGAGAUGGGCAACUUGUUGUUUCUUGCUGUGGUCAGCCAUUUUGGGGCCAAGCUACAUCGACCCAGACUCAUUGCUGUGGGCUGUUUCCUCAUGGCUGUUGGGGCCUUUCUUACCGGCCUCACACACUUCUUCAUGGGACGCUACAAGUACAGCACAGUCAUUCAGGUUCUGCAGAAUGACAGUGUGAACUAUGCCGCCUGUGUGGAUCCACUGAAAACAGAAGUACCUGAAAUUCAGAUAGAGCCUUCUGUUGAAGACAACAAAGCCUGUGUGAGAGAGUCUGGUUCCAACAUGUGGAUCUAUGUGUUCCUGGGGAACGCUCUGCGAGGGAUCGGAGAAACCCCCGUCACACCUCUGGGCAUCUCUUACAUCGACGACUUUGCUAAAGCAGAAAACUCGCCCUUUUACAUAGCUUGCCUCCAGACCAUUACUCUUCUGGGCCCAAUGUUUGGUUUCCUUCUGGGUUCCUAUUGUGCCAAACUGUAUGUUGACAUUGGAUAUGUUGAUAUUGAAAGUGUGACCAUCACUCCUAAAGAUGCCCGCUGGGUGGGCGCCUGGUGGAUGGGCUUCAUGGUGUCCUCUGUCCUCCUCCUCAUGUCCAGCAUUCCCUUCUGGUUCCUGCCCCGCUCCCUGCCACAGCAGGAAGGAGACAAUGGCAAGCUAAGUCCUGCCUGUGAGACCCUGGAUGGGACAGAGGACGCCCUCAACAACCAUCACAACCUCAAGUUGACUGACAUAGCCAAAGGGUUUCUUCCCUCACUAAAGCGCCUGUUGGGAACUCCUGCCUACUUCCUGCUCCUUUGUGGGAGCAUCCUGAAGUUCAACUCUUUCAUCGGCCUGUUCACCUUCAAAGCCAAAUACAUGGAACAACAGUUUGGGCAGUCUGCAUCCAGGGCCAACUUCCUCAUAGGUGUGUUGAACUUGCCAGCGGUGGCAAUUGGGAUCUUCCUGGGAGGGCUGGUCAUGAAGAGGUACAAACUGAGUUUGGUGUCAGGAGCUCAGCUCUCUUUUGCCACGUCCUUCUUGGCAUACCUCCUCCUGCUGCUGCAGUUUGGCACCAAGUGUGAAAAUGUUCCCAUGGCUGGGCUCACCAUCUCAUACAACGGAACUCCUAUUAUAUCAUCUGAGAGGGAUGUGCUCUUCUCAGAGUGUAACAGAGACUGCUCAUGUUCAACAGAGGAGUGGGACCCCGUGUGCUCAGACAGCGGCAUCACCUACGUCUCUCCAUGUAUGGCUGGCUGCCUCAGCUCCAGUGGAUCCGGCAAGAACACAGUCUUCCACAACUGCAGCUGUGUGUCUGCCUCCUACCCAGCGGGCAGCAGUACGUCCGUGAGGCUGGGCCAGUGUCCUCAUGCCAAGGACUGCACCCGCAGCUUCACCUCCUACAUGGCUGUAUCUGUUCUCAGCUCCUUCAUCAACUCUCUGGGAGCCACACCUGGCUACAUGGUCAUCAUACGAUGCAUCUCACCAGAGCUUAAAUCCCUUGCACUUGGUAUCCAGACCUUGGUAACCAGGACUCUUGGUGGACUUCCUGCACCAGUGUAUUUCGGAGCCUUCAUUGAUUCAACUUGCCUGAAGUGGUCAAUCAAAAAGUGUGGGGGCAGAGGGGCAUGUCGAAUGUAUGACUCUGAUAUGUACAGGAUCAUCUUCCUGGGUCUGAUCACUUGCCUCAGUGGUUCCUCGUAUUUCUUCAUGAUUGCCGUCAUCGUCCUCCUCAGACGACAGUUUCGUAAACCAGAGCGAGAAACCGAGACGCGUAAUAAAAAAGGUUCAAAGGAAAUUGAACUUCAAGCCCCAUCGAAUCCCACUGGGAACCAACCUGGCGCUGCCAAAACUACCAAGCCACGCCAGGCUCCCAAAGUUUGGGUUCGGACCGCAAAAGACCUGAAGGAAGGGCAGGUUUACAGAACUGAGCAGCUCCACCAAGAUGGCAGCUCCAAAAACAACAACCAGAAGACGCAACAGCUCAAAUCCCUGACAGUGACCACUGUUGAGUUUACUCCUCUUCCAAGUGAGGAGGCAAAGAUAGAGAUAGUUGGGCUGAAGUCUGAGGAGGAGGUGAAAGAGGAGAAAGACAAAGAGACAAAUGCACAGGUAGAAAAGGAGGACCAUCUUACAGAUGACAAGAAGUUAGAGAAAGAAACAACACCCUGCGAAGAAAUUGAUGGCCCACAAAACUAAAGUGUUCAUCAAUGUGCUUUCAAACAAGGCCAACUGGGACCAUUCUAGAAAUGUUCGUGUUAGCUCGGCCAAAAGCCACAUGUCCAUGGAAUAUGAAGAGGGAAGAGCAUGCUCCAUGCAAACAAUACUUCUUUUCCCUCUUUUCCACUAUUUUCACAGUGUAUAGCUGUUAUAUUACAAUUAGUUCUAAAGAUUAAUGAACCUACAGUGAUCCCAUUUUUUAACAGUUGUAGAAAGAUAGUAUCGGACUUGGUAUAAAAAUGGAAUUGCAACAAUUCAAAAUAUAGACUCAUGAUUCCACAGCAGCCCUGCAAGGCCCAGACUGAAAACAUUACAGAGCAAACUUGAAAUUACUAUUUCUUUCAUGUCAAUAAAUUAAUUAAUUGAA
Centropristis striata (black sea bass) is the source of this 3150-nucleotide messenger RNA. RefSeq names its product solute carrier organic anion transporter family member 1C1-like. Lineage: Eukaryota; Metazoa; Chordata; Actinopteri; Perciformes; Serranidae. The record is from RefSeq and is a predicted model, not a curated record. Gene Ontology annotation, molecular function: protein binding. Gene Ontology annotation, cellular component: membrane. Bases 348 to 2762 code for a protein of 804 amino acids. Gene Ontology annotation, biological process: sodium-independent organic anion transport; transmembrane transport. The transcript has 16 exons.